AUAGGUAUCUAUAAAUAAAACUAUGGGUCGUUUUCGAAGUCCGUAGCAUCGCACACAUAACUCGGGGAAUAAAAUUUAAUAAAAAAAUAAUAGUUUAAAAAAAAAUUUGACCAAAAAUAAGCGGAAUGAAGACGGCUCCAAACGCAGGAUUUCCGAAAUUAGUUGUCCGGACCUUAAAGGACAUUGGCGUUUUGGGAUUCAAUAAAAGACGUAAUAUUUUUGGUAUGAACCCACUUUUGAUAUCUGUGGGGUUAAUUUUAUUCACCUUAUAUUUGGCUUCAAAAUUGCGAAAGGUGGUCUGGUCCUACAUAGAGGAUUCUUUAGCCAAACAGCUUCUUUUGGAAUUCAUAGCCACUUUAGAGUUAUGUGCCGCAUGCUACGAACUAAUAAUAGUUGCCGAUAAUUGGGGUGUAGGCGCUUACGCUCUAUUUCUACUUUUAUUAACGAUAUGGUGGUCAAACAUAUGGGGCGAUGCUUCCGCGUGUCCCUACUCUCCCAUGGAGGAGGCUUUUUUGGGGCUCAGGACUUGGAAAUCGACACUUAACGUUAUUGGGGUCCAAUUGCUUGCUGCCAUUUUAACUUUUAGGUACGUACAACUUCUUUGGGCAGUAGAACUAGCAGAAACCCACCAAGAUAAAGCAUACGAAGAUUGUUCGGCGGAUUUGCAAAUUGACAUGGUGCUUGGCGCGAUAGUCGAAUGUGCGCUCACGUGCAUGUGUAGGGUCGUUUCAAAAAUUCUAGCUGAAAAAUCAUUUAGGUUCAGCUGGUUCGUUGACGCUUUCUUUUCCACCGCUAUGGUUGUCUUAGCUUUUAACUUAACUGGAGGUUAUUUUAAUCCAGCACUGGCGACUUCGCUCAAGUUUGGUUGCGCUGGCAACACCGUUCUAGAGCAUAUAGUGGUCUACUGGGUGGGCGCAUGCACUGGAGCUUUGCUGUCUUGCAUUAUUUUUGAAUCGAAUGCUGUUCAGAAUUUUAUUAAAAGGGAGGUUAAGGAAGAAUGAAUUGAAAAAAUAUAUAAAAAUAAUGUGUUCAAUUAAAUUAAAGAACCUUGACAGUGUUCGACUUUUUGGUUUUUUAUACUGUUACAACAGGUGUUUAUAACAUUGUGUUCAUAUUAAUAAAAAAUUCAAAAUGUUUUAACGAAGUGUAUGUAAUUAAGGAUAGUUGUUAUUUUUUGCUUCCGAUAUGUUGUUGAUUCGAGAAUUGUUAUCGAAAUUAUUAAAUUCAUGAUUUAUUUUUUUAAA
This is a messenger RNA of Anthonomus grandis grandis, 1244 nucleotides long. RefSeq names its product aquaporin-11. Gene Ontology annotation, molecular function: channel activity. The transcript has 5 exons. NCBI's taxonomy places the organism in Eukaryota, Metazoa, Arthropoda, Insecta, Coleoptera, Curculionidae. Gene Ontology annotation, cellular component: cytoplasm. The record is from RefSeq and is a predicted model, not a curated record. Bases 126 to 1001 code for a protein of 291 amino acids.